Molecule: messenger RNA, 1248 nt
Organism: Talpa occidentalis (Iberian mole)
Lineage: Eukaryota; Metazoa; Chordata; Mammalia; Eulipotyphla; Talpidae
Gene: GPR83
Product: G protein-coupled receptor 83
Biological process (GO): neuropeptide signaling pathway
Cellular component (GO): membrane
Molecular function (GO): neuropeptide Y receptor activity
Source: RefSeq, a predicted model, not a curated record
AUGCUCCUGCCCCUGGCGCUGCUCUUGCUCGGGCCCCUGGCGCAGGCGGCCGAGCACCCCGAGGCGGCGCGGGGGGCGCCCUCCCUGCCCAACGGCUCGCACUUCUUCUGGAGCAACUACACCUUCUCCGACUGGCAGAACUUCGUGGGCCGGCGGCGCUACGGGGCCGAGUCCCAGAACCCCGCGGUGAAGGCGCUGCUGACCGUGGCCUACGCCCUCAUCAUCGUCUGCUCCGUCUUCGGCAACGCGCUGGUCUGUCAUGUCAUCGGCAAGAGCCGGCGCCUGCACUCGGCCACCAGCCUCUUCAUCGUCAACCUGGCCGUGGCCGACAUCCUCAUCACCCUGCUCAACACGCCCUUCACCCUGGUCCGCUUUGUGAACAGCACCUGGGUGUUUGGGAAGGCCAUGUGCCACGUCAGCCGCUUCGCCCAGUACUGCUCCCUGCACGUCUCGGCGCUGACCCUGACGGCCAUCGCUGUGGACCGCCACCAGGUCAUCAUGCACCCGCUGCGGCCCCGCAUCUCCAUCACGAAGGGCCUCGUCUGCGUGGCGGUCAUCUGGGCCAUGGCCACGUUCUUCUCGCUGCCUCACGCCAUCUGCCAGAAGCUGUUUACCUUCAAGUACAGCGAGGACGUCGUCCGCUCCCUGUGCCUGCCCGACUUCCCCGAGCCCGCCGACCUCUUCUGGAAGUACCUGGACCUGGCCACCUUCGUCCUGCUCUACCUCCUGCCCCUGCUGGUCAUCUCCGUGGCCUACGCCCGGGUGGCCAAGAAGCUGUGGCUGUGCAACACCAUCGGCGACGUGACCACGGCACAGUACCUGGCCCUGCGGCGCAAGAGGAAGACCACCGUCAAGAUGCUGGUGCUGGUGGUGGUGCUCUUCGCCCUCUGCUGGUUCCCCCUCAACUGCUACGUCCUGCUGCUGUCCAGCCGGGCCAUCCGCACCAACAACGCCCUCUACUUCGCCUUCCACUGGCUCGCCAUGAGCAGCACCUGCUACAACCCCUUCAUCUACUGCUGGCUCAACGAGAGCUUCCGGGAGCUCAAGGCGCUGCUGAGCGUGUGCCAGAGGCCGCCCAGCCCCCGCAGGGAGCCGCCGCCCGCCCCCGGCCCCUCCUUCAGGGUGGCCUGGCCCGAGAAGAGCCGCAGCCGCGGGGCCCCGCUGGCCGACCAGCUCCUGCCCGCCGCCCACGCCCAGUCCGGGAAGACGGACUUGUCAGCCGUGGAGCCCGUCGUGACCAUGGACUAG